This is a messenger RNA of Carassius gibelio (silver crucian carp), 2527 nucleotides long. It is a transcript of the gene zbtb3, whose product is annotated as zinc finger and BTB domain containing 3. Lineage: Eukaryota; Metazoa; Chordata; Actinopteri; Cypriniformes; Cyprinidae. The record is from RefSeq and is a predicted model, not a curated record. The transcript has 2 exons. Gene Ontology annotation, biological process: regulation of transcription by RNA polymerase II. Gene Ontology annotation, cellular component: nucleus. Bases 449 to 2122 code for a protein of 557 amino acids. Gene Ontology annotation, molecular function: DNA-binding transcription factor activity, RNA polymerase II-specific; protein binding; RNA polymerase II cis-regulatory region sequence-specific DNA binding.
UCCUCGUCAGUAGGUGGCAGAGCGCACUCGCACAUACAAACGGGACGUACUACACGUAGAAGCGUGUGUUCGUAAUGUAUUGUUCUAAAAGAAAACAUUGCCGUAUCGCGUAUAUAUAUUAUUUUUAACAUAUUAGAGAAUAAAUAUACUAGAUGCUAGAAGGAUAUGUGGUGCUGCUUUCGAUUUAUAUUAUAGUGCUCCGGUGAGUAGUUGGUGCAAUAGCCUAUACUAGAAAUAUGCUUUGUUAAGAAUACCAGAAGAUGAGGAAUCCGUUUGUAUUGCUUCAAGAUUUAAUAAGCAUAUGAAUUUACUGGAAUUGUGAAUAACUGUCGAUGUCAAGAGAAUGUCAGUGGACAUAAAACAAACAUGACGGUGGUACAAAAGAGCUGAUGUUACAGUGGACCUGGGGACUUUGUUAGCACUUUGGACAUUUCUGUUGUCAGUGGACAUGGAGUUUCCAGGACAUAGUCAGCAGCUCCUGGCCAGCCUGCGCUCUCAGCGUCUACAAGGUUUCUUAUGUGACUGCUCUGUGCAGGUCGGUCCGACUCGUUUUGGAGCCCACCGUGCUGUGUUGGCCUCUUUCUCCCCUUUCUUCCAUAUGUUUUACUCCGACCAGUCUGUGGGGAAUACCAGCACAAUAAACGGAGGGCCACAAAGAGACACAGUCACUAUUAAUGGAGAUAUAGUGACCCCACAAGCCUUUGGGCUCCUCCUUGAUUUUAUGUAUGAAGGGGUUCUGCGAUUAGCAGCCCACCCCCCUCCAGAGGACGUGCUAGCUGCAGCCAGCUUCCUACAUAUGAACGAUGUGGUGCGAGUUUGUAAGAGAAGACUGCAGGGUCGAGGACUGGCUGAGGCAGAUAGUACAAGAGUAGAAGUUGGAGCAAACGAGUCAGCUAAACCUGGAGAACUUGAUGGCUCAAAUGGUGAAGACACACCUGGUGCAGAAACAGAAAGAGAUGGAGCAGUAAGAAAUUGUCCACAGUCAAGCCAACAAAUGUCACUUUAUAUCGAUACCAAAACUGAAACACAAGCAGGGGUGGCUAAUCUCCUCAUGCACAGGGAGAGUUCAGAAAUGGCGGACACGACCCAACCAGGAAUGGACUCACAACCAGCCAUGAGUAAUACUUGUUCGGGUUCGUCCACAUAUCGUCCUUCACCUAGACCAGACAAAACAAGAAUAUCGGCAGCGGCGCGAUCUGCUAGCCUUGAGUCUGCACUUUCAAGUCCAUGUAGUACGACAGAAAUAAUUCAGAAAGAGACGCAACCUGUUGUAGCCACUACCGUGGCUCUGAGCAGUGUGGAUAACGCUAGUGCUGCUCUACAACAUGAAUCUAGAGUUUUUAUGCAGGCUCAAACAAUAAAACCCCAGUUCCGGAACAAAAGUGCUGGAAAUCCAGAGUCUUCACAACACAUUCAAAACCAGAAUGAAAGGAUGCAUGAGAACACUUUGCCCAAUGCCAGAAACAUGCAAAGUAAGCUUAAAAAAACUUGUUCGCAAACAUCAAGAGAAGAAAAUGAAGAUCGCUUUAAAGUGAAAUUGGAGGCCAUUGUGAUUUCUGAUGAAGAGUCUGAUGAUGUAGAUGAGACCGUGGUAAUGGAUGAUGACCCAAGAAGAAAUGCAGAUUCAGAUCAUGGAGAUGAUUUUGAUGACAGUAAUCAUGAUGUGGAGGAGCUGACUGAUACUCAGUUUAUUCCUGCACACCCAUUAAUUCAUCUUCCACAUCAAGAACCCCUUUCUUUCCCUUCUUCACCGCAAGGUCCUAAUCCCUCUGCAGCAGAAACCGCCGGCUUUUCAUCAUCUCUUUUUCCAGCCAAUUCCCAGCCGGAGCAGCAGGCCAUGUACCUAGAGGAUUUUCAUGACUCGCUUGGGAGUUACGUAGAGGACGUGCCUACUUGUAACACUUGCGGAAAGACGUUUUCCUGUGCGUACACGCUGAGGAGACACGCCAUUGUGCACACUAGGGAGCGCCCUUAUGAGUGCACCUACUGUUACCGCAGUUACACGCAGUCUGGAGACUUGUACAGGCACAUCAGAAAGGCACAUGAUCACGGCUUACCAGUCAAGCGCAGCAGAGUCGAGUCCGACCCCCCACCAUCACCACCCCCUCCUGCUCAGACGUAGCCAUCAUCUGUGGCUAGAUCCUUUUAACAGGUCCUUCAGAAACCUGCUUGCCACGUCUAUACUUUUGUGGCAAAUGCUUUGAAAGGGAAUCUUGACACACGUGACUGCUGCCAUGCCAUUUACAAACACAACCAGUAUGACUGAAAAAAAAGUUUCAAUAUUCAAUAUUGUUUGAGAUAUUGAGAUUUGUACUGUUACACAAACUGGUUUUAAAAUUAAUUUCUAAAGUAUAUUGUUUUUAUAUAAAGAUUGGAAGUGUAAGUAAAUGUGAAUUGAAUAUUGAAACAGCCUUUUAGUAAAGUAAUCCCCAUUCAUGGUGGUGUUUUGCAGUUUAAAAUGCCAUGUUUACGUCUCUUAUGGAUUAUUGUAGCUGUUAUAAAAAUAAAUGAGCAUUAAGAUCCAUUA